Molecule: messenger RNA, 6400 nt
Organism: Sceloporus undulatus (fence lizard)
Lineage: Eukaryota; Metazoa; Chordata; Lepidosauria; Squamata; Phrynosomatidae
Exons: 8
Coding region: 803-5182 (1459 amino acids)
Biological process (GO): regulation of transcription by RNA polymerase II
Molecular function (GO): DNA-binding transcription factor activity, RNA polymerase II-specific; RNA polymerase II cis-regulatory region sequence-specific DNA binding
Source: RefSeq, a predicted model, not a curated record
CCGCACAAUAUGUUGAAAAGGGGUGUGCAUGUGUGAAAGGCUUACAUUUUAAAAACCUCUUCCUGUAAAACAAAAAAAUUAAAAAAAAUAAGGAGGGUGGUGGCGAAGAGGAGAGAUUGAGUUACACUCCAGUUUCUCAAGACCAAUUUUGGAAAAGGAACUGAGUGGAAGAAGCAACUGAAGUAAGCUGAGGACAAAAGGAGAAGGCGGGAGGAGAAGAGAAGGAAACGGCAACAUUUUAUAAACAGCUGAAAAAUUGGAUUAAUUGGGACCAUCACUAUCAAACUGGAACAGUUGGAGGUAUACACUGCCUCAAUUUGAUCUCCAGCUUUUGCGGAUUUGUGAGGACUGGCAUGUUUUGUUGUUGCUGUGUGCCUUCAAGUCACAUUUGGGGGCUAAUAAAUUUAUUUCUUUUAUUGCAAUGAGUAUAUGGCCUUCCAAGAUCUCAAGGAGGGCUAAUGCAGCCCCAUAGUCUUCCAUAGUUGGCCACAUCCGCUGUAAGCUGACCUGGGACCUCUCACCAAGGCAAUUGGCAAAAAUGUUGGUUACAGGGCUAUCUUUCUGUCUGCAUAGAUGAGAGCAACUCGUAUUUCUGCACUAUAGAUGUUUAACUCUUCUUUUCUUCACUAAAAACACCACAGUGGCUGUGUUUUGAACAGAAGUUGAAAUCCAAUGUCCAUAGUGUGGCAAUACCAUUACUAGGCAAGGACCCAAUAUAUGCCUGUUGCUAUCUUCAAGACCUGCGGCUUCAUUCUGUUGGCUAACAAAUAUCUCAGAAGGUUCUGGAGAAUUGUGGAAGACCAUGAAGGAGAAUGGCAAGGAGCUACCCCAGCUUUGGGUAACAGGCUCACGCAACAUGCGGGUCAAACUUGCUGCCUGGGGAUCAGCAAACCGACAUCCAUUUGAGGCGCCAGAGGAUCCAAAGGAUCUCCUGACAUCCUUCAGGGAAACAGCUGGCAAAGAGACCUUUCACCCUAAACUAGAAGGGGUGAUGCAGAUCUCCCCAGUACUUCACACAGAACAUCCAGAGAUCUAUGGAGUAGAAGAAGAAACACCUAGGAAGGGUGUCCUGCAACGAGAAGCACAGCGUCAACGUUUCCGGAAGUUUUGCUACCAAGAGGCCGAUGGCCCUGGAGACGUUUGGGGUCAACUCCACAAUCUUUGCUGUCAGUGGCUGAAGCCAGAGGAGCACACGAAAGAGCAGAUCCUGGCACUAUUGGUUCUGGAGCAAUUCCUGGCUAUCCUUCCCACGGAGUUGGAGAGUUGGGUUAGCGAAAACAAUCCAGAGAGCUGUGCCGAAGCAGUAGCCCUAGCAGAAGGUUACUUGCAAAAGGAAGAGGAGACUGAGGAGUGGGAAGACCAGGUAUUCCUAAAGGAGGAAAUGAAUGCUGCCAAGGAGGAGCAAGAUCUGGCAGAAAUGUGGCAAGAGGCACCUUUGAUUGAGCAGAGUGCUGAUGGAGAUGACACUGAGCUAGAAGAGGAGAACAUGACAAAGGAGGUGAAAGAAGAUCCACCCCAGGAGGAGGGUUCCAAACAGGCAGAAAUGGUCUUGGAAUCCACCAAGAAAGAGACUUUCCUGUCUUAUGAGCAGGAAGAAACUCCUAAAAUCCAACAGAACCUCCAAUGUGAGUUAGAAAUUCCUUCAGACAAUAUUUCUGUUGAUAUUCCUUAUUCGAAUGACCUUGGAGUAAACACAGUUGACCAGGUUAUUCAGAAUAAUGGGAAUGGCGAGACAAGCUCUCAAUGUGGACAGAACAUCAGUGUGAGCCCAGCUCUGAAUCCGCCGCAGAGAAUCAACCCAGUAGAGAAGCGCUAUAAAUGUUUGUUCUGUGGGAAAGGCUUUGCUGUGAGAUCCGGCCUCACUGCACAUGAGAGAACCCACACAGGUGAGAAGCCAUACACGUGCUCAGACUGUGGGAAGAGCUUUAGUGUGAGCUCCAGUCUUAAGGCUCACAAGAGAACCCAUACAGGAGAGAAGCCACAUGAGUGUUCGCACUGUGGGAAGAGGUUCUCUGUCAGCUCGACCCUCAAGAAGCAUUACAGAACGCACACGGAUGAGAGGCCAUACGAGUGUUUAGACUGUGGGAUGAGAUUCCGCCAAAGAGGCAAUCUGAGAACUCACCAAAAAAUCCACACUGGGGAGAAAUCCUGUGAAUGUUCAGUGUGUGGGCUAGGUUUUAGUGAGCUCUCAGCCCUUUUUGCGCAUUAUAGGACUCAUACGGGAGAAAAACCCUAUACAUGCUCCGAGUGUGGCAAGAGCUUCUGCCAGAAACAGGGGCUUGCUCUCCACAUGAAGAUGCACAUUGGGGAGAGACCAUACAAAUGUUCAGAAUGUGGGAAAAGCUUCAGUGUGAGUUCACGUCUUAAGAAACAUCAGUUAAUCCACACAGGAGAGAGACCGUUCCAGUGUCAGCAGUGUGGAAAAAGGUUUUGUUCAAGCACAGAUCUCAUCAUCCAUGAGAGGGCCCAUGCUGGAGACAAGCCACAUCAAUGCUCCUUCUGUGGGAAAAGGUUCUGUCGUACAUCUGAGGUGGUUAGCCAUGAAAGAAUCCACACUGGCGAGAAACCCUACAAAUGUCUGGAGUGUGGGAAGAGCUUUAGUGUUAGCUCACGCCUAAGUACACACAAGAGAGUCCACACAGGGGAGCGACCAUUUAAAUGCUUGGAAUGUGGUAAAGCUUUCACUUAUAAAGCUCACCUGGUCGCACAUCAGAGAAUCCAUACAGGAGAGAGACCAUACAAGUGCUCGGUGUGUGGGAAAACCUUUCGUGUACGCGACUGCCUUAUGGUCCAUGAGAGAAUCCACACUGGGGAGAAACCAUUUAAAUGUUUAGACUGUGGGAAAAGCUUCCGUAACAGCUCAUAUCUUGUUCAUCACCAAAGAAUGCAUGCAGAAAGAAAUAGGAUAAUGGAAAUAGCUUCGAAAGAGCAGGAAGAGGAGGCUCUCCACAAAUAUUUAGUGACUGAGGAGACUGGUGAGAAGAUGGUGGAACAACAAUCCUUAGGUCCCGAGGAGCAAGAAAAGGCCUUGGAGGAAGUAGUUAUGAGCAACCAUGUGGCCCUGGUGAAAAAUGAAGACAUAACUGGGUGCGAACCUGAGGCCAUGGAAAUGUUGACAACAUCCCAGUCAGAACUGAAGCAAUCCCACUUCCCAGUCCCCUCACAUUGGGACGAUGUAUUCCUGACCUCCGUUGAGAAGGCAGUCAUUGCCGAUCCGGGAAAAUGGAUGUCUGCUCUCAUCCCAGGCUCCAAAGAAGGACAGCAAUUAUUUGAGGAGAGGGAGAUGGGGGACUAUGGGAAGGUGAAGGCAGCCAUCUUGAGGGUCGACGCUAUCAGCACGGAAGUCCAGCGGCAGCACUUCCGGCGGUUUCAAUACAAGGAGGCCGCUGGGCCACGUGAGGCUUGCAGCCGCCUCUGGUUCCUUUGCCACCGGUGGCUGAAGCCUGAGCGGCACACCAAGGAUCAGAUCCUGGAGCUGUUGAUCCUGGAGCAGUUCCUGACCAUCCUGCCCUCAGAGAUCCAGAGCUGGGUCAAAGAUGGCUGUCCGGAGACAUGUGCCCAGGCAGUGACUUUGGCCGAGGAUUUUAUGCUGAAGCAGCAAGAGGCUGAGAGACCGACACAGCAGGUGCCAGGAUUGCCUGAGGAACCAAUGAGGAGCUCCGCCAUGGUGGACACAGCACCAUUGGAUACUGACCUGAGGCAGGUGUACUUGGAGGUUAAGGAAGAGACUGUUAUAGAUGGCACCUCCUCAGAUCAGCCAUGUGAAAGUGAAAACAAUAUGCAGAGUCCUCAGCCCAAAAAAGCUGAAUGUGAGGAACUGUGCAGAACACCCGAGGGAGCUGCUGAAGAGAAGUUUCCCUUCUUUUGUGAACAGAAAGCUGUGUCUGAAAGUCAAGAGAGACCAGAGAAACAUCCCAAGAAGCCCACAAGGAAAAGGGUCCAAAAAUCUGUUCCCUUGGUGGGUGGUUACAAAGAUCUCACUCUAACCACAAGAGAAAAGGAAAGAAACAAUGAUGAGGCAUCUGUGAAGAUUAUAGUCUGUGAAGAAACCUUCAGUCAGGGUUCAGAUUCAGCAGGAGAGAAAAUUCACCGAUGUUCAGUAUGUGGUAAAUGUUUUAGUCUUCGGUCGCGCCUUAUAGUCCAUGAGAGAACCCACACUGGAGAGAAGCCGUAUACAUGCUCUGAAUGUGGGAGAAGCUUUAGUGUAAGUUCAAGUCUGAUUGCUCACAAGAGAACCCACACAGGAGAGAAGCCCUACAAAUGUACGCACUGUGCCAAAGGUUUCAGUGUGAAGUCGGGUUUGAUCGCACAUGAGAGGACCCACACAGGCGAGAAGCCAUACAAAUGCUUGUACUGCACCAAGAGCUUCCGUCGCAAUUCAGGCCUAGUUAGCCAUCAGAGGAUCCACACCGGGGAUAAACCCUACCAAUGCUCUGUGUGUGAGAAAAGUUUCAGUGACAUCUCAAACCUCAUUACACAUCAUAGGAUCCACACUGGGGAGAAACCAUACAAGUGCUUGGAGUGUGGGAAAAGCUUCAGCCAGAGUUCGUACCUCAACAGCCACCAGAGAAUCCACACGGGAGAAAAACCAUAUGAGUGUUCUGAGUGCGGGAAAACCUUCAGUGUAAGCUCACGCCUUCGGAAACAUCAGAGAAGCCACACAGGGGAGAGGCCAUUUAUAUGUUUGGAUUGUGGCAAAACGUUCAGCGAAAGUUCGGAUCUCCUUGCUCACGAGAGGGCACAUACCGGGGAGAAACCCUAUCGAUGCUCUUUCUGUGGGAAGAACUUCUUGCGCAGUUCAGAGGUGGUUAGCCACGAGAGAAUUCACACGGGCGAAAAACCCUAUCAUUGUGGGGAAUGUGGGAAAAGCUUCAGUGUGAGCUCGCGCCUCAGUGCGCACCGGAGAAUCCACACUGGGGAGAAGCCCUUUCAGUGCCUGGUGUGCGAGAGAAGCUUCAGUUACAAAUCACAUCUCAUUACACAUCAGAGAAUACACACCGGCGAGAAGCCCUUUCAGUGCUCCGUCUGCGGGAAGAGUUUCCGCGGGAGCUCCAGCCUUGUCGCUCAUGAGAGGACGCACACAGGCGAAAGACCGUACCGGUGUUUGGACUGUGGGAAAAGCUUCACUCAAAGCUCAAACCUUAUUAGUCAUCAGAGAAUCCAUGCAGAAGGGAAUUCUUGAAUAAUCUGUUGGAUGAGCUGCUGGGGGUUAUCUAAUCCUCCUUCCCACCAUUUCUCAACGAGACGUCAUCCCUUAGUAGUUCCUCUUCUUUUCUUUGUAAGGGGUAUAUUUCAGCAGUCAUGGAACAGCAACGGAUAUGUACUACUUUUUUUCCAGAGCAGGGCACCAACGUAAGACCCUUUAAAAAUGAAAAGGGGGUUGCUUGUCCAUCCAAACCAAAAUGGGUGAGGUUUAACCAUUGGUGGUUGUUUGCUGUCAACAAAUGCAUUAAUUGCAUGGAAGGUCAGCUAGAUAGAAGAUGAUUUAUUUUUUCUUAGAUUGCCUGUCCUGGCUGAGUUCUUCAGAUCUUUGGAAGAGUUUCUUCUUCUUUCCCAAGAAGAAGAGGAAAUCUUGCAGGCUUAGACUAGACUGUUCAGAAUGUAGGAGGAGGCUGUCAAAUCUGUGAAGAAGGACCCAUUUGUCUGAAGCUUAGAUAUGAUUUCUUUGGCAUUUUACAAGAUGGCAGGUGGCUUGCUACCAUUCUGAAAAGGGACCAAUUCUGACUAAGGUAAAGCAAAGAGGCAUAAAGAGAAUGCCUGAUCCUUAAGGCCAACAAUCUUCAAGUGGGGAAACUGAAAAGAGAGAGGACGUGAUUUCAUGAGCCUUCAUUUUAGAUCCUGCCUUCUUGAAGACAAGGUUCUGUUUUUACAUUCUUCCCCAAAGCUAGUCUCUGGUUUUAUAUGACUUUGUCUCUAAUGGGUCUGAAGCCUUGGACAGCAACAGAAAAAGAGAAAGAGAGCCAGAGAUAGGUUUUAGGUGCAUUUUUAGUUCAUUUUUUUCACCCUGCCUUUGUUUUUGUUUUUUACUGAAAAAGUUCAUACCAUCCUCAGAAUCAAGUGCUAAAUCUUGACUUGGACUGUACUGUGUCAGGCUGGUGAGAGAGAGUUUUCCAUGUUGGAGUAUUCCCCACUGACUGUGAAUAACAAUACAUCCCUGCAGGUAGAUAAAUAGCCUGUAAGGGAUGCAGAUAGGUUGAGGCCUUCUCUUUGACCCAUUGGUUUUCUACAAGCAUUCACAGGGAAGCAUUCAAGAAUGUGAUUGCCCCCUCCCAACUUUCCAAAUCAAGAUUGCAAGAAUAGAUUUAGAAAUUGGUAUCAUGAAUUGUAUAAAUGGAUCACAGUUCUGGGGUGGAUGGAUGCUUUUCUAAAAGAAAUAAUAAUAAAUAGAGAUUGAGAAUUA